Molecule: messenger RNA, 1464 nt
Organism: Fusarium keratoplasticum
Lineage: Eukaryota; Fungi; Ascomycota; Sordariomycetes; Hypocreales; Nectriaceae
Product: MFS domain-containing protein
Exons: 4
Coding region: 1-1464 (487 amino acids)
Biological process (GO): carbohydrate transport; transmembrane transport
Cellular component (GO): membrane
Molecular function (GO): carbohydrate:proton symporter activity
Source: RefSeq, a predicted model, not a curated record
AUGCCCAGCGGUGAUGCCAUCACCAUUGCCUCGGCGGCCUUCCUGGCCGUCGGAGGUUUCCUCUUCGGCUACGACUCGGGCAUCAUCAGCUCCACCAUUGCUCUUCCACACUUCAAGCAAUACUUUGAUUCUCCUAGCGAUGACACUGCUGGAGGCAUUGUCAGUUCUUUUCAGGGCGGCGCCGUCCUCGGAACUAUGAUCAACAUGGCUGUCGCGGAUAUUCUUGGUCGCAAGAUGACCAUCUUCUCCGGGUCUGUGGUCUCGCUCCUCGGUUCGGCUCUGCAGGCCGGAUCCACGUCGAUGGCCAUGCUCAUUGCUGGCCGGUUCAUCGGUGGUGUGGCCGUGGGCAUGCUAACCAGUACGAUCCCGAUGUACGCCUCUGAGAUCUCUACACCCAAGUGGAGAGGUGCUCUGUCUGGCCUUCUCCAGUGGUUCCUCAGCUGGGGCUUCCUAGUGGCACAGUGGCUAGGUUAUGGAUGCUCAUUUUCCAAGACAGACUUUUCUUGGCGAUUCCCCCUCGCCUUCCAGUGCGUCCCUGCCCUGAUCCUCGUGACCGGCAUCUGGUUCCUGAACGAGUCGCCUCGAUGGCUCAUGGAGAAGGAUAAACAUGAAGAAGCACGAAUCGUCCUCAAUAAGCUACGAAAAGGCGAGAAUGCUUCCCAGAUCGACCUCGAGUUUAUAGAGAUCCGAGACGUCAUCGCCGCCGACCGGGAGAUUGGCAAGGUGUCUGCCAUGUCCAUCCUCACAAAGCCCUCGUGGAGGAAGCGACUCUUGCUCGGAUGUGGAAUCCAGGCUUUUGGGCCCCUCUCUGGCAUCAACGUUAUCAACUACUAUGGACCUCGUAUCUACGAGCUCUUGGGCAUCGGCACACAGACCUCCUUGAUGAUCAUCGGUAUUAGCGGUGCUCUCUCCAUUGUCUACUGCACCAUCGGUCUCUGGAUGCUUGACAGAGUCGGCCGCGUCAAGCCACUCAUGGUCUCAGCUGCCUUCCUCGGUGCCUCUCUUCUCGUCAACGCCGUUCAAGCACAGUACAUCAACCCAGACAAUGCCAACCAACUACGCUCCAUGGUAGCUAUGAACUUUGUAUUCAGCCUGUUUUAUACUCCUCUGGGUAUCAUCUCCUGGGUCUACCCGGCCGAGAUCUUUCCCGUCGAGGUACGCGCCCUAGGUAACGCCAUCACCACGUUUACGAAUUGGCUUGUCAACCUUGUCUUUGCGCAAUUUUCCCCAAGCGCACUCUCCCAUAUCGGAUUUCGCUACUUUUACGUCUUCUUCGUCUUUAACCUCAUCGCCUUCCUCUGCUUUUGGCUCUUUUACCCUGAAACCAAAGGCCGCACUUUGGAGCAGAUGGAUGUCCUUUUCGGCGAUCAGCUCGUCCCUCACGCACUGGAUGACCCGGUUGGUGCUAUGGCUAUGCAGAAAGAAGCCUCAGUGUCGGCACAUGUUGAAGAAAGGCAGGUUUAA